Molecule: messenger RNA, 2283 nt
Organism: Cygnus atratus (black swan)
Lineage: Eukaryota; Metazoa; Chordata; Aves; Anseriformes; Anatidae
Gene: AGPS
Product: alkylglycerone phosphate synthase
Exons: 22
Coding region: 498-2108 (536 amino acids)
Biological process (GO): lipid biosynthetic process
Molecular function (GO): FAD binding; alkylglycerone-phosphate synthase activity
Source: RefSeq, a predicted model, not a curated record
CGGGGGCGGCUCCUUCCCGGCAGCGCCGGCCCUGACGGGAACGGGGCCCGGGUGGGAGGAGAGGUUCCAGCAGUACGGCUUGCAGGCUGCAGGGGCUGGGGCCGAGAGAUACCUCCGCAGUCUCUGCACACCCUUCCCUCGUGUGUCAAGAGAGGUCUGCAUGAGAUGUAAAACAAGGACCUGGAAUCAGCAUAUGUGCUACAAGCUCCGUUCCUGUCUUACAUUGCAAAGCCAUAAGAUGGACCAUGGAUCAGUGCUUGGUUGUUGACAGAAGAGCUGAUAAGGGAAAAUCUGAAGCUUCAUGGACUUUUUAGUCAGGAACUGAGCAUUGAAUUUGUGGGAGAAGACAAACAAACCAUCAAAGCUCUCCUCAAAGACCCAGUGUGGCAGAGCAAGAACUUCUGAAGUGGAAUGGAUGGGGGUAUAAUGACUCAAAAUUCAUAUUCAAUAAGAAGGGUCAAGCAGAAUUUACAGGAAAAAGGUACAGAUUAGGUGGUAUGGUAUUGCCAACUUUUAAGGAAUGGAUAGAAAAAACCUUUGGAGCAAGUCUGGAGCACAAAACUACCUCUAGAGCGUCCUUAAAUGUUAAUGAUGUACCUCCAUCCAUUGUAAAUGAAGAAUUUCUUCAGGAUCUUAGAGCCACUAAUAUCUCAUAUUCACAGGAUGCAGAAGAUAGGGUAUUCAGAGCUCAUGGUCACUGCCUACAUGAGAUAUUUGUUCUCAGGGAAGGAAUGUUUAAGAGAAUUCCUGAUAUAGUUGUAUGGCCUGUUUGCCAUGAAGAUGUAGUUAAAAUUGUGGAAUUAGCAUGUAAACAUAAUCUCUGCAUAAUACCAUUUGGUGGGGGAACAAGUGUCUCUAGUGCCCUUGAAUGCCCUGAAGAAGAAAAAAGAACAAUUGUCUCACUGGAUACAUCGCAAAUGAAUCGGAUUCUCUGGAUAGAUGAGAAAAACUUAACAGCGUGUGUGGAAGCUGGCAUUGUUGGACAAGAUUUGGAAAAACAGCUUGGUGAAAGUGGCUUCUGUACAGGCCAUGAACCAGACUCCAUGGAGUUCAGUUCACUAGGAGGAUGGGUAGCAACACGAGCAUCAGGCAUGAAGAAAAACAUCUAUGGAAACAUUGAAGAUCUGGUGAUUCAUAUAAAAAUGGUAACUCCCAGAGGAAUAGUUGAAAAAAACUGUCAAGUACCUCGCAUGUCAACAGGACCCGAUAUCCAUCACUUCAUUAUGGGAUCUGAAGGAACGUUGGGAGUGGUCACUGAAGUUACAAUAAAGAUUCGCCCACUCCCUGAAUACCAGAAGUAUGGCUCUGUGGUCUUCCCCAACUUUGAACGAGGGGUGGCCUGCUUGAGGGAAGUGGCAAAGCAGAGAUGUGCUCCUGCAUCAAUUCGCCUUGUUGACAAUGCACAGUUUCAGUUUGGUCAUGCUCUUAAACCACAAGUUGCUUCCAUUUUUACAUCAUUUUUGGAUGGACUGAAAAAAUUCUACAUCACAAAGUUUAAAGGAUUUGAUCCCAACAUAUUGUGCGUAGCUACCUUGCUCUUCGAGGGUGACAGAGAGAAGGUUCUUCAGCAUGAAAAACAAGUCUAUGACAUUGCCACCAAGUUUGGUGGCUUGGCAGCUGGAGAAGAUAACGGACAGAGAGGAUAUAUGCUGACGUUUGUCAUUGCUUACAUUCGGGACCUGGGCCUGGAUUACUAUGUAAUAGGAGAAUCAUUUGAGACAUCUGUUCCUUGGGAUAGAGUUUUAGACCUCUGUAGGAACGUAAAGGAAAGGAUAGUAAGAGAAUGCAAAGAAAAGGGUGUUCAGUUUGCUCCCUUUUCCACCUGCAGGGUCACACAAACUUAUGAUGCGGGUGCAUGUGUCUACUUCUACUUCGCCUUUAACUACAGAGGAAUUAGUGAUCCUAUUCAUGUCUAUGAAGAAAUUGAGAGGGCUGCUAGAGAAGAAAUACUUGCCAAUGGAGGAAGUUUGUCACAUCACCAUGGAGUAGGCAAAUUGCGGAAGCGCUGGAUGAAGGAGAGCAUCUCUGAUGUUGGCCUGGGAAUGCUGAGAUCUGUUAAAGAAUAUGUGGACCCCAGUAACAUCUUUGGAAACAAGAAUCUUUUAUAAAACCCUGCACAAUAUGAUGUACUAAAACUUCUUCAAAAUUACUGUUGAAAUUCCGCCACUUUCAUUGUACUGAUAUCCCAGUAAUCAAAUAUAACAUAGCCUAAACUUUAAAACUAGUAUCUUACAUUGAUUUUGCCACCCCCUCCCCCCAAUAAAGUGUAAACAUCACUGUUAA